AUGAUACCCUGGAAGACCGCCACACCCCUGGAAGACUGCCACACCCCUGGAAGACUGCCACACCCCUGGAAGACUGCCACACCCCUGGAAGGCUGCCACACCCCUGGAAGACUGCCACACUCCUGGAAGACUGCCACACCCCUGGAAGACUGCCACACUCCUGGAAGACUGCCACACUCCUGGAAGACCGCCACACUCCUGGAAGACUGCCACACUCCUGGAAGACCGCCACACUCCUGGAAGACUGCCACACUCCUGGAAGACUGCCACACUCCUGGAAGACUGCCACACUCCUGGAAGACUGCCACACUCCUGGAAGACUGCCACACUCCUGGAAGACUGCCACACUCCUGGAAGACUGCCACACUCCUGGAAGACUGCCACACUCCUGGAAGACUGCCACACUCCUGGAAGACUGCCACACUCCUGGAAGACUGCCACACUCCUGGAAGACCGCCACACUCCUGGAAGACCGCCACACUCCUGGAAGACUGCCACACUCCUGGAAGACCGCCACACCCCUGGAAGACUGCCACACCCCUGGAAGACUGCCACACCCCUGGAAGACUGCCACACCCCUGGAAGACUGCCACAUCCCUGGAAGACUGCCACACUCCUGGAAGACUGCCACACCCCUGGAAGACUGCCACACCCCUGGAAGAAUGCACCUUCAGUUCUGAUCUGCUGAUAAUGUGA
Molecule: messenger RNA, 696 nt
Organism: Procambarus clarkii (red swamp crayfish)
Lineage: Eukaryota; Metazoa; Arthropoda; Malacostraca; Decapoda; Cambaridae
Source: RefSeq, a predicted model, not a curated record